Osmerus eperlanus (European smelt) is the source of this 2472-nucleotide messenger RNA. RefSeq names its product transmembrane BAX inhibitor motif containing 1a (gene tmbim1a). Gene Ontology annotation, cellular component: Golgi apparatus; endoplasmic reticulum. NCBI's taxonomy places the organism in Eukaryota, Metazoa, Chordata, Actinopteri, Osmeriformes, Osmeridae. The coding region runs from base 231 to 1253 and encodes 340 amino acids. The record is from RefSeq and is a predicted model, not a curated record. Gene Ontology annotation, biological process: negative regulation of apoptotic signaling pathway. The transcript has 12 exons.
AGCCCUACAGUUCCAGGAAAUGUUCUACAGUGCGAGAUGACAUCUGUUUGCCUGCUGCUCAAAGGAACAGGAGCGGCUCAAAAGAAGGAAUAGUUCGAGUUAUCGAACUUUCGGAUUUAAUACAAAACCAACUUUUGUCACCCUUAGAACAUCUGAAUCAAGUCUGCACUUGGUACAAAUACGUUUCAAGCCGUACUAGCUCGAUUUUUCUUGGAUAUUUCUGUGGCAACAUGUCCAAGUCGGAUUUUCCUCCAGGGUACGAUGAGUCUCAUAACCCCCUCUACAGGCCCCAGGGUGGAAACUACCCCCCUCCACCAGCCUAUGGCUUCCCUGCAUUUGGUGGUCCACCACCAGGCCAGCCGUCUGCUCCCUAUCCCCCAGGUCCACAGGGACCCCCAUACCCUGGACAACCAGGGGGCUACCCCUCUGCCCCAUACCCAGGUCAGGGUUAUCAGCCUGGGCCUCCCGGAGCAGGGUACCCCACCCACAUGCCCAUACCACCCAUGAUCCCCCCUACCAUGCCUACAGAUGCACUCAGCUCAGGUGGAGAGGAGGGGUUUGCUGCAAGUGGUGCCAAUUGGGACAGUCUGGGUGUGCGACAUGCCUUUAUCAGAAAGGUGUAUCUGAUCCUGGCAACACAACUGCUCAUUACAUUUGGGAUUGUGGCUGUUUUCACAUUUGUUGAUGCAGUACGCCUGUAUGUGGUCAGAAACCCAGCAUUAUACUGGGCAUCAUUCGGUGUGUAUUUUGUCACUCACAUUGUGCUGGUCUGCUGUAAGGGACCCCGGAGGAAAUAUCCAUGGAACAUUAUCCUGUUGGCUAUAUUUACCCUAGCCAUGUCUUAUAUGACAGGGACAAUAUCUAGUUAUUAUGACACGAAGGCUGUGUUUCUGGCUCUGGGCAUAACUGCCAUUGUGUGCAUCAUAGUAACAGUCUUCUGCUUCCAGACCAAGGUGGACUUAACCUCAUGCGGAGGCCUGUUCUGUAUCCUGGGCAUUGUGGUCAUGGUGACAGGCAUCAUCACAGCCAUUGUGCUGUCCUUCAAAUAUAUACCAUGGCUGCAUAUGGUGUAUGCCUCCAUUGGAGCCAUAGUCUACACACUAUUCCUGGCAUACCACACACAGCUGCUGAUUGGCAACAGGAAGCACUCCAUCAGUCCCGAGGAGUAUGUGUUCGCAGCUCUUUCCAUCUAUGUUGACAUUAUCCAGAUCUUCCUCUUCCUACUGCAGAUCAUUGGUGCAUCCUCCAAAUGAGUCCCACAGUGAACAAAGACCUCUUUACCACCACCAGACAGGGAACGCUGCAUCAACAGGGUGUUCAAAUGCCACACUUUUUAAAAACAUUUAAUAUACAUUUGAUAUGAUCAUAUUAUAUAUAUAUAUAUAUAUAUUAAAUUAUUUAUAUAUAUAUAUUAUUAUUAUUAUUAUUAGUUAUGUACUAGCAAAUUGACAAUUGUCAUUGGUGUUUGUAAGAUAUGCACUCAAAAGGAUCUGCAAUGGUGUGUGUAUAACAUUGUGUUCUAGCCAAACAAUAAGGUAUCUGUUUCAAGUAAACAAUCCAAUUGUGGUAAAUAGAAGAGAUGCCUUGACCUUACACUAUUGUAGAUCUAAUGUAUAUGAAGUGCAUUGGAAGUUGAUUCAGAAUGAAGAGUAGGUAUUAUUGCUAAUAGGUAGUAUUUCUAAUGCUAACACACAAAUUAGCCGUUUUUUAUUUAUUAAAAAUGAAAUCACUUCCAAUUAAUGUAAAGCAUAUUUUUUAUAUGGGAUAAUCUAGAUACUAAACUACAAUGCCUUUUGCAAUACUGUUUUCUGAUGAUUUCACUGUACUAUGGGUAAAUUGUUCUAGGCUUUUCUGCAUGGAGUUUAGUUCUUAUUGGGACCCUGGAGUGUUGCUCUUGAUUCUGGAGUGAGAUGGUCGAGACACUUUCUUAUUCUAUUCAUGAUUACUAUUUAUGAUCCGAUUGGUCAAUUAGGUGUUCUUUAUACUUACAUUGUAUAUAAGUAAUUGUAAUUGAUUAUAUAAUCAUAUUACACUUUUUGGUAAUACAGGUGUACGAUUAUCAUUACUCUGUAAAAAAAGAAUGCAACUGACUGAAUGUUUAGCACCCAUGUGGAGGAUAAUGAUAUGAUAGUUCACUCGUCUAUUAUAGUAUCGUCUCAUUCAGUCUUCCUCCCACCUCUGUUACAUGUAUGCUAGUAAUCAGUGGUCCUCUUAACUUGGACCCAAUAAAAAGCUGAAAAUAAAUGACUCUUUAGAGCUAGCUGUAUAUGUUUCAGGAGCAUACAAUUACCCAAGUCAUAUCCCCUUCAUUUGCACUAUUAUAGAAGGAUAUGAGGGAAACACAGGGUACCAGUCUGGAUAUACGUCACUGUAACAGUAUAAAGCUAUGAGGGACAGACAGCAUUAAUAAACACACAUCAUUGUUUUGUUUUUGCUUUUCUUAUCAAAUAAAGGUUUUAUAUCACCAUUCAA